Dovyalis caffra is the source of this 1887-nucleotide messenger RNA. The record is from the annotation of a GenBank genome assembly. NCBI's taxonomy places the organism in Eukaryota, Viridiplantae, Streptophyta, Magnoliopsida, Malpighiales, Salicaceae.
AUGCCUAUUAAAAACAUUGUUACUUGGACCACUGUGGUUUCUGCAUAUACCAGCAAUGGAAAGCCUCGUGAAGCAAUAAAACUGUACACCCAGAUGUUAGAUUCUAAAUCAGAGGUCCCUAAUGGGUUUAUGUACUCUGUGGUUUUGAAAGCAUGUGGUCUUGUGGGUGAGAUUGAACUGGGUAGAUUGAUUCAUGAGAGAAUUUCUAGAGACAAUUUGGAUGAUGAUAUUGUUUUGCUGAAUGCUCUUUUGGAUAUGUAUGUUAAAUGUGGAUGCUUGAGUGAUGCAAGAAAAGUUUUUGAUGGGAUCUUUUUGAGGGCGAAUUCCACUUCCUGGAAUACAAUGAUUUCAGGGUACUGUAAGGAAGGUUUGAUGGAGGAGGCUGUUAAUUUGUUCAAUCGAAUGCCAGAGAGAAAUGUUGUUUCUUGGAAUACUAUUGUUGCUGGUUUUGCAGAAAAUGGAAGUUUGUGCGCUUUGCAGUUGGUUUGUAAGAUGCACCGGGAAGGGAUUAAACUCGAUGAAUUUACAUUUCCAUGUGCUCUUAAAACAUGUAGUUAUGUUGGUUGCUUAGUUGCAGGAAAACUGAUUCACGGUUAUGUUUUAAAGUCUGGUUUGGAGUCUAGUUGCUUCACUGUGUCGGCGCUGGUUGAUAUGUAUUCAAAUUGCAAUGUGCUGGAUGAUUCUAUAAGGCUGUUUGAUCAAUACUCAGGUGUUAUUGGUUCAAUCUGUGAUAGCAUAGUGCUUUGGAACUCUAUGCUUUCGGGAUAUGUUGUUCAUGAGCAAAAUAGAGCUGCUGUUAAUAUGAUUUCACAAAUCCAUCAUUCCGGUGCUCCUAUUGAUUUUUACACUUUGAGUAGUGCUUUGAAGGUCUGCAUCAACUCACUGAACGUGAGACUUGGGAUUCAGGUUCAUGGUUUAGUUGUUAUCAGUGGGUAUGAGUUAGAUUAUGUUGUUGGAAGCAUCCUUGUAGAGCUCUAUGCCAAACUGGGGAAUAUGAAGGAUGCUUUUGGACUGUUUCAUAGGCUUCCAAAGAAAGAUAUUGUAGCUUGGUCUGGUUUAAUCAUGGGGUGUACUAAGAUGCAAUUGAACACCUUAGCUUUUUCACUGUUUAGAGAUAUGGUUAUGUUUGGUAUUGUAGUAGAUCAGUAUAUUGUUUCUAAUGUUCUGAAAGUUUGUUCCAGUUUGGCGUCUCUUGGAACUGGUAAACAGGUUCAUGCUUUCUGUAUUAAGAGAGGAUAUGAAACAGAACAGGUUACGAUCACAGCCCUUAUUGGCAUGUAUUCAAAAUGUGGUGAAGUAGAAGAUGGUUUGGUGUUGUUUGGCUGCGUUGCAGAUAGGGAUGUUGUAUGCUGGACAGGGAUCAUUAUGGGGUGUGCGCAGAAUGGAAGGGCAAGGGAAGCUCUUGAAUUUUUCCAAGAGAUGGCACAAUCAGGGUUAAAGCCAAAUGAAGUCACUUAUCUAGGUGUUCUUACUGCAUGUAGGCAUGCCGGUUUGGUUGCAGAGGCACAGACCAUAUUUGAGACCAUGAAAUUUGAUCAUGAACUUGAACCUCAUCUAGAACAUUAUUAUUGCAUGGUUGAUAUUCUAUGUCAAGCUGGAUGUUUCAAAGAGGUAGAGAAGCUAAUUUCCAUGAUGCCAUUUAAACCUGACAAAACCAUAUGGAGCUCCAUGCUUGGGGCCUGUGGGACUCACAGGAAUACUGGAUUGGUUAGUACCAUUGCUGAAAACCUUCUUUCAGAUUGUCCAAAUGACCCUUCGAUUUAUGUUAUGCUUUCAAAUGCAUAUGCAACAUUGGGAAUGUGGGAUAGUCUAAGCCAAGUGAGGGAAGCUGCUAAAAAAUUGGGUGUCAAAGCAGCUGGAACGAGCCGGAUUGAGAUUUCUAGUUAA